Molecule: messenger RNA, 535 nt
Organism: Agrilus planipennis (emerald ash borer)
Lineage: Eukaryota; Metazoa; Arthropoda; Insecta; Coleoptera; Buprestidae
Product: protein FAM32A
Exons: 3
Coding region: 142-477 (111 amino acids)
Cellular component (GO): nucleolus
Source: RefSeq, a predicted model, not a curated record
CAACACACGGUUCAAUAUUUUUGUCAAUAUUAUUGUCAACUCUUGUAUAUUAUGAGAGUCUUGUUAUGAUUUUGUUAUAAGAUAAUUAAUACUAAUAGUGGGUGUUAUUGGAUACAUAUAAUUGAAUCACACAUCAGAAAGAUGGUUUCAAACGAUCCGUAUGCCCAAGUAGCUAAAGGAAAAUUAAAAUUAAAGGGAGAUUCAGGCAUUAAAAAGAAAAAGAAAAAUAAAAAAGAAAAAGUUCUUGAACAAGUAUCCAAAACACUGGAUAUACCUGAACAGAACGAACAACUGAAAUCUGAACUUAAGAAAACUAAAGCUGAAAUGGCGUAUCUCAAAAUGAAAGAAAAGAUGCAAACAGAAAGAAUUAUGGAAAAGGCAUCUUUAACCCACAAGCAGAGAGUUGAAAAAUUCAAUCAACAUUUGGACAGUCUUACAGAGCAUUUUGAUAUUCCUAAAGUUUCAUGGACUAAGUAAAUGUAUGUAUUUGUUACAUUUUUUCAAAAGUUAGAUACUAAAUAAAAUAGAAACAAUA